AGCAAGCAGCUUAAAUGGACUGCAGCAACCGUUUACAUUCGAAAUCGGAAACAGCUGACAAAAUCAAUAAAUCAUUUACCGUAUUCUGGCAGUAGUCUUUGUCUGACAAAAUAAAACGAAAAAUUCAAAUUCAACAUUCUCCUUAUAUAGCUCUACAAUUAACAUGUCAAGAUGUCGUCUUCGCCAUCGCAUCCUUAUGGGCUAAAAGCGGACGACAUAGCCAACCAGCAAGAACCAGCUACGGCCACAAUACACACCAGUGGGCGUCGGUCGUCACCCAGGCCCCUACGACCAGAGCGAAAGGACUCUUUGGAGUACUUUAUAAAGUUCCCUAAGCCCUCCUCAGAAAACGAUUUUGCACUGGUCAACACCAACGACAGCGAGGACAACAACGUUCCCAUCGUAAUGCUGCUGGGAUGGGCGGGCUGCCAAGAUCGAUACCUGAUGAAAUACUCAAAAAUCUAUGAGGAUAAGGGUCUUAUAACUGUCCGAUAUACUGCACCAGUAGAUACACUGUUUUGGAAGCGAACUGAAAUGGUUCCAAUCGGAGAGAAAAUCCUCAAGCUAAUUCAGGAUAUGAAUUUCGAUUCCCACCCCCUAAUAUUUCACAUAUUCUCGAAUGGCGGAGCCUACCUGUACCAACACAUUAACCUAGCUGUGAUUAAGUACAAGUCUCCGCUUCAGGUUCGCGGCGUGAUUUUCGACUCGGCUCCUGGAGAGCGUCGGAUGCUGGGACUGUAUCGCGCAAUUACGGCCAUCUAUGGGCGGAAAAAACGCUGCAACUGCUUGACUGCACUGGCCAUCACCAUCACCCUGACAAUAAUGUGGUUUGUAGAGGAAUCAGUUUCCGCCUUUAAAAGUCUAUUUGUGCAAUCGUCUCCGGUCCACCCCAGCCCAUAUUGCGAGUUGAAGAAGGAAACCAAUAAAUACCCACAGCUGUUCUUAUACUCCAAGAGCGACAUCGUCAUCCCAUACCGCGAUGUCGAGAAGUUUAUUCGGCUGCGGCGUGACCAGGGCAUCGAGGUAUCGUCGGUAUGUUUUGAAGAUGCCGAACACGUAAAGAUUUAUACCAAGUAUCCUAAACAAUACGUUCAGAGUGUGUGUAAUUUUAUAAAAAACUGCAUGGCUAUACCUGCUCUGAAUGUGGCGUCUUGUUAUGAGCUAAGUUCGCCCACGGAAAACCCAUAUAGGUCAAACCUUAAGUAUGAUUAGAGGGCAGCGCACUAUAAAAAAGCACAACUAAAUCAGUCACGGAAACAUACGUAAUAUAGCUUUUAAACCAAUAUAAUAAUAUAAAAUUUAAAGCGCUUAAAUGUAGAAACGAUUUUGAAAAUUAUUAAAAUAAAUACAUAUGUGCAUACAUUUA
Molecule: messenger RNA, 1366 nt
Organism: Drosophila rhopaloa
Lineage: Eukaryota; Metazoa; Arthropoda; Insecta; Diptera; Drosophilidae
Product: transmembrane protein 53
Exons: 3
Coding region: 172-1212 (346 amino acids)
Source: RefSeq, a predicted model, not a curated record